Molecule: messenger RNA, 468 nt
Organism: Nicotiana tabacum (common tobacco)
Lineage: Eukaryota; Viridiplantae; Streptophyta; Magnoliopsida; Solanales; Solanaceae
Source: RefSeq, a predicted model, not a curated record
AUGGCGGAAUAUGAAGCAUGUAUCCUUGAGAUUAAAAUGGUAGUUGACAUGAACAUCAAGGAAUGUUUGGUCAUGGGAGAUUCUGAUUUGCUGAUACACCAACUUCAGGGCAAAUGGACCACAAAGAAUGUUAAGAACCUUCCAUGCUUGCACUGCGUAAAAGAGUUGCAUAAGAAGUUCAUCAAGAUUGAGUUCAAACAUGUUCCCAGAAUCCAGAAUGAGUUCGCCGACACUCUUGCAACCUUGUCAUCUAUGAUCCAGCAUUCAAACAAGAAUUACAUUGACCCCAUCAAGAUAGAGGUUCGAGAUCAGCAUGCAUACUAUUUCCAUGUAGAUGAAAAGCUAGAUGUUCUGGUGCAACCGCACCUACGGAGCCGUAGAAGCGGCCAAGGGUUCGCAGAAGCGGCUCUGAGCGGAGUUGGGAUGUUGCGCAAGUACGAGGAAGAUUCCGCACCUACAAGCUCGUAG